ACCAGCACUAGCCAAUCAACGUCUCGUGCGCUCGGAUGUGGAUUGGCCAGUGCUGGUUUCCCUAGCCAAGUUCCGCCGCGCGGCAACGUUACCGCGUCCAGUGGGCAGAAGCCAUAAUUGUUGCUCGUUUAAAAUUGCUAGAGAAGCGGCUAUUUUAUUUAUUACUUUGAGGUUUAUCGCUGUUCUUACCGAAGCAUGGCGUCGUGUAAUUUAGUGGAGUCGAUCAUCGACGAGGUUGCCUUGGAGGGAUUAGACGGCAUUACUUUACAAGCUUUGUGGCUGCGACUAUCAAACGGACUCAAUAAUCCGCUACCGUUCCCCAAGCCGUUCAUGGAACAGGUAUGGUUAAUAUGCAGGAAGGUAAAGGACCUUCAGUUUUACCAAUUGGAGACGCCCAGAGAACCGCUUGUGAUAUUCGAUCGUUACGAGUACGUAAAUGACGAUCUUGGCACUAUACAAGAACCGUCGAGCGUCCCGCCAGAUAUUUAUCCUCACUGUCCUAUCCAAGAUCCCAAGACAGGUAUAAGGGGAUCUUGUGCCACAUAUAAUACAAGGAAAGACAUCAAAGACGAAGUGAAGAAUGCAAGCCUGGACGAGGUGACAGAGAGGUAUGGGCUCAGUCUGGUGAUCGUGGCAGCCCAGUCAAUUAGGACACGAGCUUUGAUGGGCCACGACGUGAGUCCAACGUUGAAGCUGACGAUCAUGCAUUACUGCUUCUUGGAGAGAGUGGGUCGAGCUCGUUACCACGGCGAGGUCACUCAAGGCAAGCUCAGUUUGGCUGCGCUCAAGAAGGACCGGAAAACUCUGUUCUAUCAUCUAAAGUUUCUGCUGCAUCACAAGCUUAUUACGAAGCAGGGCCAUCAGCAGAGCGCCGGCUACCGUGGCAGCGGUGGUGGCCUCUUGCAUCUGCCCCGCUUCUACGUGGAACGAAAGCCAAAGAUGCUCUACCUGGCGGAGCAGGUGCUCGACAUUCUACGAUCCAAGAAGGACGGCGCGGCCGAGUACGACGAGAUUAAGAAGAAACUCGGAAACGAGAACGCUAUCAAGAAACUGUUUCGAUCUGCUUACUUUCAAAAGAUCGUGAUAACGGGCAUCUGCGUGCCGUAUAGAACUUUGUAUCCCAAUGCCGAGCCCAACGAGUGGCGGCAGAAGAAGGACCCUUCGAAGGAGAAAAACAUCAGAGUCGUGCAGUUGGUGUAUCCGGAUGCCAACAUUAAUGAUAUGUGGAAUAAGGAGGAGAAAGAUGACGAUGAAGACAUCAUUGAGUUGAAUGUGUCUGAUCAAAAGUUUGAAGUUCCUUGUCUCAAACAAGCAUACUCUAUCAUUGAGGCCAGUCGAUUCGAAGGUAUAUCUCAAGCUGAGUUGGAACACAAGAUGGUUAUCACCAAAUCAGAAUCCAGGUCAUUUCUGAGGAAUAUGGUAAAAGCGGGUAACAUCGCAACGUACAUGAACGACAUAGGCCGGCAGCUGAUUACAAAGUAUGUCGCGAAGAAAUUCGAGAAGAACAGCACAAUGAGUAAGCAGUUUAACAAAGAAGUGCACAAGAUCAAGGAACUCACCAAGAAACUGACCAGCAAGAAUGAAGCGACCUUGCAAACGGAAAACGAACAGCAUCCCGCGGUCCCCGAAGACGACCAGACGAAUCAACGACAACUCUGUUUUGAUCAUAACGUUGAUAAGAUGGAAACUAAUACGGUCCUUAAUAUAGACAAAAGUAAAGAGGAAAAUAAAUGUGUCGAUGCAAAUUGUGCUAGAAAGGAAACGGAAUUGAAGAAUUUGUUUUAUGUUGUUAAUAGAAUCUUGCGUAAAUAUAAAUUGUCCAAAUUUCGAUCAAAGUACAGACUUACGUCGAAAUCUUUAUUAACGAAGACCAGCAAGCCCGAUAUCAGCGCCAAGGAGCAGAAAGCGAAGCUCGACGUUUCGCUCACGUCUAUGGAGCUAAUUGCAGCUGAUGCCAGAGCUACGUCGUUUUAUAAUAGCAUAAAGACAAAUUUGAUAGCGCAAAAACCCGUUCGCACCGGCAAGGGUGUCGGAAGAAAACAAAAGAGCCAAGCUCAGCAAAAUAAAGAUACAUUGCUCGAGGGGAAGCUAUCGCUUUACGAAAGCGACAAGCGCAAAGAGACGUAUUCGAAGAAUCGUCCUCACGAACAAAGUGGAAGGAAAACUCGUGUAUCAAGAAAGAAAUCUGCCAAUAUUGAAGAGGAUUCCAUGGACUACGAAGAGCCAUUCUCGAAGAGAGCAAGACUAAGCUUCGAGGACUCGAUGGAACUCGAGGACUUGGAAGAAAGCGAGGAAUCGAAAUUCUUCGAGGAGGAAUUGUGCGAAGCUUCUCGAGAAUGCACCGUAAAAGUACUUCCGGAUAGCUCCAAGUCUCUUACAUUGAUGAAUGAAUUAAGGGAGCAGAUAAAAGAAGAAGCUUCUUCGACAAUGCCGAACGAUAUGACCAAUGUGACUUCGAUUCCUCGACGUGUCAGCGAGAUUAUUAGGAACAUAUUACCUGAAACGAGUUACUUCAAUUCUGACAAGGCGAAAAAUUCGAGCGAAAUUAGCCAAUUAGUGCCGUUGAAGAUCGAGACUGUAAAUCUCGGCGAAUUAAAUCGGGCUGCCACUUUUCCAAAGACCGUUCUCUCUUACACAAACUACAAGAAGAACGUGAUUGAAUCCAAAAAGAAGGAAGUAACAGUCAACAGGAAAUACGUCGACGCGGUGUACGAGUUCGUCCAGGAGAAGAAAGAAAUCGGCGCUUGCUCGGAAGAAUUACUGGAUAUGUUCUUUGCUGAGCAAGGAGAGGAUUUGUACAAGGUCAUUUCGCUUUUAACAGAUAAUCAUAUAUUUUUUCGCUCUGGCGUCAUCAAACCACGCUAUAUCCAUCAUCAUUACCUGGUUUCUUGGCUGAUUCAGUCCUGCAAGAUAAAUCGCCUUGAACAGGAGUCUCUAGUGCCGUUCAAGGAUAGUAUAUAUGCCACGAUGCAGCAGGGAGACGCAACUGAGACAAACGCUGAGGCGGAUGCGAAAGAUACAAAUCUCCACAAUGAAGAAGAAGAUACAAGUGAAAAACGUGAAACAAAUAGUGCGGUACCAUCGACAUCAUCGGAAACCAACCAAGAAGUCAAAGAGGAAAACAGCAAAAAGGCGGACAAUGACUUAAAUAAUGAGGAAGAUGACAUGAAGAAAGAUAGCGAGAUCAACGAGGAGAGCAGUUCACAUGCAAGGAAAAGGACUCAUAAGCAAAAGAUGCGGUUACUUCCACAAAAGGACGUGUACAAAUCUGCGCAGCAAAUAGAUUUCUCAAAUUCCGAGGAAAUAAAAGUCCUGAUAAAGCCGUGGAUAAGUAUAGACGGCGUGCUGAAUCGCAAAGUUUUAGAUCGAAUGUUAGGCGCGGUUCUGAGUUACUGCUUGCUCCAUCCUGGGCUCACGAUGUCAAAAGUGCAAAGCAGAUUCGUCGCUUCCCUACAACCCUUUCACACGCGCGAAUUGCUCGAGAUGCUAAUCAAAUUGGGAUGUUUGGAGGGUAAGCUCUUGAAGAGAACACGAGUUACUAUGUUCUCUCCACCGCCUGAAAUUAACAUCAGUGAUCUAACUGCAGAUACCGUUGAUUGGUCCGCCGAAGAUGAAAUAGUAUUCGAACCUAAAAUAGAUGCCAUAAUGAAAUUCAGCAUAUUUUUGAGUACGAGGACAUAGAGCACAGAUUCUAUGCCGUAAUUAUGUGUAAAUUUAUCUGUAUUAUAUGUACAGUGUAAGCAUAAAUUAAAAUUAAUCGAUUAUGAGAAUAAUCAAUUUUAAAAAAUCG
Messenger RNA from Vollenhovia emeryi, 3790 nucleotides. RefSeq lists its product as uncharacterized. NCBI's taxonomy places the organism in Eukaryota, Metazoa, Arthropoda, Insecta, Hymenoptera, Formicidae. The coding region runs from base 196 to 3681 and encodes 1161 amino acids. The record is from RefSeq and is a predicted model, not a curated record. Gene Ontology annotation, cellular component: transcription factor TFIIIC complex. Gene Ontology annotation, molecular function: DNA binding. The transcript has 10 exons. Gene Ontology annotation, biological process: transcription initiation at RNA polymerase III promoter; 5S class rRNA transcription by RNA polymerase III.